This is a messenger RNA of Python bivittatus (Burmese python), 2079 nucleotides long. The record is from RefSeq and is a predicted model, not a curated record. Lineage: Eukaryota; Metazoa; Chordata; Lepidosauria; Squamata; Pythonidae.
AUGUUCCCAAAUGUCGACAGACAAUACAAGGGAAUUCUCCAGUUACUCUUGCAUUUCCAGUGGACAUGGAUUGGGGUAUUGUAUGAUGAUGACAACGGAGAGAAGUUUGUCCAGAAUGUAGUUCCCUUGUUUUCCCAGAGAGGUAUCUGCUUUGAUUUCAUUGAAAGAUUUCCAGCAAUCACUUCUGUUGAUAACAUUGAUAAGAUGGUAACGGAAGGAUUUAAAACAUAUAGUGUUGUAACUGAAAGCACUGCUAAUGUAUCUGUUAUUUAUGGUGAAGUUGAGACUAUGAUAUUUAUAAGAAUGUUUCCCACCAUAUCAAAAUAUGAGAAUGUUGCAGAUAUAGCAGUAGAUAAAGUCUGGGUUCUGACAGCUCAGAUGGAGUUCACAUCACUUCCCUUUCAAAAGAACGAGAAUAUAGACUUCCUCCAUGGUGUUCUGAACUUUGCAGUCCAUUCAAAGGAGAUAUUAGGAUUCAAGGAAUUUCUUCAUAUGAGAAAACCUAUCUUGGAAAAAGAAGACAGAGAUGGUUUUAUUUGGGCCUUCUGGGAGGAAGCAUUUGAAUGUUUGUUCACUGGAUCCAUGUUGGACAGGCACGCAAGAGUCACCUGCACUGGUGUGGAGAAGCUGGAAACUCUUCUUUCAUCCAUUUUUGAAACAGGCAUGACUGCCCAUAGCUACAGCAUCUAUAAUUCAGUCUAUGCUAUGGCACAUGCUUUAUAUGCCAUGCUUUCCUUGAAAGUGAAGAGGACAGCACGUGUCCAUGAAGCAAGACAAAUCCUUCUGGAACAUCAUCUCUGGGAGCUCAACUAUUUUGUGAGAAACGUCUCAUUUAAUAACAGUGCUGGGGAAACAGUUUACUUCAAUCCAAAUGGAGAACUGGAAACUGGAUUUGAUAUUAUUAAUUGGAUUAUAUUCCCUAACCAAUCCUUCCUUAGAGUCAAAGUUGGAGAGAUACAACCCCUGUCUUCCACAGAAGAAAUGUUCACUAUUUCAGAGGAAGUCAUAAUUUGGCCAAACAUGUUUAACCAGACACAGCCCCUUUCUCUUUGCAAUGCCAAGUGCCAUUCAGGCUAUAGAAAGGCCAAGGAAGAAGGAAAGCCAUUUUGCUGUUAUCAUUGCCUCCUUUGUCCAGAAGGGAAGAUUUCUAGCCACAAGGACAUGGAUGAGUGCUUUUAUUGUCCACAAGAUCAUUACCCAAAUGAGGAGCAAGAUUUUUGCAUUCCAAAAUAUGUAACAUUUUUGUCCUAUGAAGAAACUCUGGGGAUCAUCUUCACCAGUUUUAUUCUUUCUUUUUCCCUCAUUACUAUUUUGCUGCUCUGGCUCUUCAUUAAACACAAUGACACCCCUCUUGUGAAAGCCAACAAUAAGACCCUCACCUACAUCCUUCUCACCUCCCUCCUGCUCUCAUUUCUUUGUGCUUUGCUGUUUAUUGGCCAGCCUUAUCAAUGGACAUGCCUUCUUCAGCAAGUUACUUUUGACCUCAUCUUCUCCGUGGCAGUUUCAAGCAUUUUGGCAAAGACUAUCAUCCUAAUUCUAGCUUUCAUGGCUACCAAGCCAGGCUCCAGAAUGAGAAAAUGGGUGGGAAAGAGACUGGCCAUUUCUAUUGUUCUUUCUUGUUCCUUUAUUCAAACCAGUAUUUGUAUUGUAUGGCUAUCAACCUCUCCCCCAUUCCUAUGUGUUGACAUGUAUUCCAUGCCAAAGGAAAUUGUAUUGAUAUGUAAUGAAGGGUCAACAAUCAUGUUCUACUGUGCCCUUGGUUUUAUGGGGACCUUGGCAAUUAUCAGUUUCACUGUUGCCUUCCUAGUGAGAAAGUUACCUGACACUUUCAAUGAAGCCAAGUUCAUCACCUUCAGCAUGCUGGUAUUUAGCAGUGUUUGGCUCACUUUUGUUCCAACAUACUUGACCACAAAAGGGAAAUAUAUGGUGGCCAUGGAGAUCUUCUCUAUUUUGUCCUCCAGUGGUGGGCUACUGGCUUGCAUCUUCUUCCCCAAAUGUUAUAUUAUGAUAAUGAGACCUGAACUGAACAGUAAAGAACAGCUAAGAAGAAGAACAAUGGAGCAACUUAAAAUUCUCUGA